Molecule: messenger RNA, 16601 nt
Organism: Paramuricea clavata
Lineage: Eukaryota; Metazoa; Cnidaria; Anthozoa; Malacalcyonacea; Plexauridae
Source: the annotation of a GenBank genome assembly
CUCGGAACUUGCAUCAAUAUCUGAUAGACUGUGUUUGCUUUGGACAUCUACGCGCGAUCGUAUUAUUCGAAAAUAUAACUUUCCAUUGAAGAAUUACCAUCGUUAUGGACUGCAGUUUCAUAUCAAGAAUAAUUACUCACAGCUCUUCCUAUGUAUUUUACUUACUGGUGAUGUUGCCAUCAAUCCUGGACCGACCAUAACUUCAAAUCGGAUAUUUGAUUUAAAAUCGAACCCAUUAAACGCUCUCUACCUUAACGCAAGAAGUUUAAAAGCCUUCGUUCCCUCAGAUAACGAUCACUUGUCUAAAGUAUGUAAGAUUACAUUACUACAACAUCUGGUCUACAGUGGAACAUAUGACUUUAUCUGUAUCUGUGAAACAUGGCUUAAUGAAACUGUUCUCAGUAGUAAAUUGUUACGUGGAUACUCUAUUUUCCGUCGUGACAGAGUGGGAAAGAUUGGUGGCGGUGUGCUUGUUGCGGUAAAAAGUAAUAUACAUGCUACUCGUCGAAUGGAUCUUGAAAGAGAAAAUGUGGAACUUGUUGUCGUAGAAUUUGCCGCGGAAAGCAACAAAACAGCUCUCCUGUAUACCUUUUAUCGUCCUCCUAAUUCCUGCCCUGAUGUAAUACAACAUCUAAAUGCAUCGCUUCAAAGUAAUCCUGAAUCUAGCUGCAUUAUCUUGAUAGGAGACUUUAAUCUUCCAGCAAUUGACUGGUCUCUCGAUCAACCAACGCCUGCAACUAAUGGAGGUCAACUUGAAGAGUCAUUUUGUGAUUUGGUAGCCGAUAGUUUCCUACAACAAUUCAUCUCUGGCUCCACGCACAUUGAUGGUAACAAGCUUGAUCUGCUGCUCUGUAACUGUCCUGAGAUUAUAAAAAACGUAUCAUCACUUCCACCCGAACAAUUAACUUUUCCAACCGAUCAUAACAUCAUCGAAUUCGAGGUCCAACAUUCGUUUCGUCGUGCUAACCCAGUAACACGCACUGUCUUCGAUUAUAAGCGGGGAAAUUUUGAUGAGCUCCGCAGUUACUUAACACGCAAGCCCUGUGAAACUAUUUCAUCUGAUGAUAUUAACGAGUGCUGGUCACAAUGGAAAGAAUGGUUCCUAAACGCUGUUCAGAAAUAUAUCCCUGUUAAAAAAGUUAAGGACAAAAACUCGCCUCCCUGGAUUGACGGAGAAGUAAGAUACCAUAUUCGAAAGAAAUAUGCUGCCCUGAAGAAAUAUAGGAAAACUCGAACUGACUAUCGUAAGCGAAAGCUGCGUGAAAUAAGUCAAACUAUCAAAUAUCUAGUUCGAACGAAACAUCGUGACUACUUACUUAAGAUUAAAGAGUCUUUCCGCAGCAACCCGAAACUGUUCUGGAGCUAUCAUAAAGCUGUUUUUCAUCACCGGUCAACUCAAAACGCUGUCAUUUCACAUAACGGCAUUGUGGCAAAAACACCUACUGAGAAAGCCGAACUUUUUAACUCCUACUUCUCGUCAGUUUUCCAACCUUCAACGACUAAUCAAGCUACUAACUCCCGCAAUUCUCGACUACCAACCGAUUCACAACUAAGUGAGAUCACGCUCGAUGUCGAAGAAGUUGUAAGCAGUCUGUUGAAUCUCAAUGUCUCAAAAGCUAGUGGCCCUGAUGGAAUUCCUGCCCGCCUUCUGAAAGAAUGUAGUCAUCAAAUCGCUCCAAGCCUUUGCACUCUUUACAACCAUUCACUAAGAUCUGGACAUAUUCCUUCUGAGUGGAAAUCAGCAGAUGUUACUCCAGUGCACAAGAAGAAUUCCAAAGAACCAGCUGUGAACUACAGACCAAUCUCGCUAUUGCCCAUCAUUAGUAAGACCUUAGAACGGUGCAUUUACUGGAGAUUUUAUGACCAUGUUGUGAACCUUAUCAGUCCAUCUCAAUACGGUUUUCUGAGAAGUCGCUCGUGUGUCACCCAACUCCUGUCAGCUUUCCACUCUAUCGGGCAAGAUCUAGAUAAGAAUACUCAGACUGAUGUCUUGUACCUGGACUUCGCCAAAGCGUUUGACUCCGUUGACCGUAAUAUCUUGCUGGAUAAGCUGCGUUCGUACGGCGUGACAGGAUCUGUUCUUGAUUGGUUCGCUGACUAUUUAAACGGUAGGACUCAGAGAGUUGUUGUGGAUGGAGUAGCUUCUGCAUGGUCAUCAGUCACUUCAGGUGUGCCUCAGGGAAGCAUUCUUGGACCAGUUUUGUUCAUUAUAUUCAUUAACGAUCUCCCAGACAUCAUACAUAACGGAACUGAAAUUGCCCUGUUCGCGGACGAUACGAAAAUUCACAGACAUAUUAUCUCGACUCGCGACUGUGAAAGCUUACAACAUUCAUUGGUCAAGUUACAUCUGUGGAGUAUGAAAAACAAUCUCUUCUUCAAUGCCUCUAAGUGUAAAGUCCUCACCGUCACACAAAAGAAAACGCCUAUCAUCUACGAAUACACCCUUGGGACCGAAAAGCUAACUUGGGUUGACCAUGAAAAGGACCUUGGUAUUACGACUACUACAAAACUCUCAUGGAAACUACACAUAAACACCAUUGUUGCGAAGGCCAACAAAAUGUUAGGUAUACCGGGUGUCCCAAAAAAAAGUACUCCGGUUUGAUUCGUAAUAACUUCUAAACAAGUAAAGCUUUUAAUGAGGAAUAACUUGCAUCAAAUAGAGGAAUGACUAACUUAGAUUUUGAUAUAUUACAGUUGUAUUUCACUAAAAAAUUCAAAGAGAUAUUAAUGUUUAAAAUCGGGAGCAUAUUUCUGGAUGUGUCUGAAAUAUGCAAAAAACGGCGUAUCAAAUAUUAAUCAAGAUUUGCCCGACUGAAACAUGCACUAUUACCAGUAAAUAAAUGACACUUGACAAAUCGUUUAUUAUGAAACAAAGUAUUAUUAUCUACAAAAUAAAAGCAAGAUUUAUUCGUCCGAAAUCCGCAUGUGUUCCCAGCACGAAUACGUAGUUUCCUUAUUUCAUGAGACCACUGCAUCGCGAAGGAUCGUCAUGGAUCGUUCGUAGUUCUGAAUUAGGGCAUGCUGUCACAAUGGAAUUGUGAAUUUUCUAACUUCACAUUGAAUGAAUUUUCUAACUUCUGCAACGUUCUGAAAUCUUGUUAAGAACACCCAAACUCUUUUGCCUUUCUUAAUCUUGGCAAUCUCAGAAUAAACUGAGAAUGAAACACGAUCAAACCAUACAACUCCAUAAUUAAAGACAUAACAAGCAACUCCCCAGAGACAUCCAACAUUUUUGGAACAAAACGUAACAAAAUAGUAGCGUUGAUACUGUGAUGUGUAUUUGCAAAAAGCAAUAUUAUUUCCUUCAUUAAAUAAUAAUAUUCAUCCAGACAAAAAACUGCUCUAAUCGAGAAAUAAUCAACUUUGUUUAGAACCCAUGUAAAACAUAAAAAAAUUAGGCUAUUUAAGAAAAAUUUAAGCGCCUGCCUUCAAGGUCUUUCAUGUACCUUUAAGUUUGCAAAGCCAAAGACCUAUUAAAUACUUUCAUAAUUUUGAACGUUCAUAUUUCAGGAAAUAAUGAGCUAAGACUUACAUGUAAGAUGUCUUAAUCUAUGCCAUAUCCCUUACAAACCCUAACGACAAUUCGCUGAAAUACCAGUUUGCCUGAUAUGUCAUUAAGCAAACAAACGCUGGAGUUAAUAUUUGAUAUGCCGAUUUUCGUUAAUUUUAGACACAUACCAAAAUAUGCUCCCGAUUUUGAACAUUAAUAUCUCCGUGAAUUUUUAAGCAAAAUACAACUGUAAUAUAUCAAAAUCUAAUUUAGUCCUUCCUGUAUUUAAUGCAAGUUAUUUCUGUUUGAUAGCUUUACUUGUUUAGAAGUUAUUAUAAAUCAAACCGGAGUACUUUUUUUUGGGACACCCGGUAUUGUUAACUGAUCUGAAAGAGUUCAGUAUUCUUAUUUUAUAAAAAUCACAUAUGUAUGGAAAAUUAUUGAGGGGCUAAAAACCCCCAGCCCGGGGCAGCCCCCUGUUCAGCAGUUCCUGAUAUUACUUCCAGAAAAUUUUGAACUUCUAGACUCUAGAAGAUACAUUUUCCAGCCGCAUUUGUUUUUGAGACACAAAAGAUCAUAUUUAAAUGUCUAAAACACUGUUAAAUUUAUGUUCUUAUAAUUAAUGCCUAUAACAAAACGUCCAAUAACAAUAGCGACAACAUCUCCGCUGGCUUUCGUUGUCGUUUUCCCGCCAUUUUGUUUUUGUUCUUGGAGACGAAUGUGACAUCUUACAUAAAGUACAACCUGUUAGAAACCGCCACCAAGAAAACCUCUGAGCCUGUCCUCAACGUACAAGAGACGCGUAAUGCACCUAUCAAUGUUAAGCCCCAGAGGGAGGGGGUCGGGCAUAGGUGGGGCAUUUGACUUUUUGAGCAAAUUUUCAAUCAAAUGCCCCACCGUCGGGCAAUAAAUAUCGGUCAAAUGCCCCACUAAUUUGCAAUAAAUUGCAAUAAAUACUAUAUUAAUAAAGGUUAAUUGGUUCAAAUUGCCCCAACUUGGGGCCAAAAUGCUGAUCAAAAUCCCCAGGGUGGGGAUGCAAUUGAUGAUCAAAUACCCCACAUAUGCCCGACCCCCCCCCCCUCUGGGGGUUAACAUUGAUAGGUGCAUAAAUAUCAAAGCUUCUAAUCUAGUAACUCUCUCACUGUGGCUAUGUUUUGAUGAAAUUCCAAGGGAAAUACACGCUUGUUUGCUCACAAAUUAGAAUUUAUAGUUACUUACAAAAGAGAAAGUAGCCGUCGUAAAUGGAAGAGUUGCAGUCGUUUGCGACGGGCGACGGCUUAUUUUGAAACCACUGCAGGUCCAAUUAAUAAGGUAGGUGUCAUCAAUUGAACCGAAGGCAAGAUUGAUAACACUUACCAAGACCUUGAUAAUGGGUUAUUUAUGGAUUAUCAUAAAAAACAAAUGCAGUAACUGUUUAACCCAUUAAGCGCCAGCGCUCUCCCCUUGAUGACUAAAAUCGUCUGGCGUUAGACAGAGUAAAAUACUAAAGUAGGGUGCAUCAGGGUGCAAUGCAACUCAAUCAAUGGGUUAACUAGACACAUGGGCAGAUAGGCCAGUUAACCCAUUAAGCGUCAGCGCUCUCCCCUUGACGAGUAAAAUCGUCUGGCGUUAGACAGAGUAAAAUACUAAAGUAGGGUGCAUCAGGGUGCAAUGCAACUCAUUGGGUUAAUCAGUUAUACAUUGCAUUUUUAUAACUCUUUGACAAACAAUAAUUUGUUUCACAAAACUAUGUUUGGUGAAAAAAAAGGCCGCGAGCAGUAAAAACAUUAUUAAAAAUCUCACAAUAACAUAAAAAUAUUAGAAAUCUCAUUUAUCUACUAAAAUGCCAAUAAGAUAUCAAAUAAAUCUGCUUUUUGCACAAAAAGUAUUAAGAAAAUGCUGUUCGUUCAUAUUGUUUUUUCCUGUACGUUUCUAUUCGUGCACUGCCUCGUACCCAGGCGCUUUGAAUCGAUCAAAUUAAUCCACACGCCCAUGCAAGCCAUAGAACAACACAUAGCGCCUGGGUACGAGGCUGAUUCAUGCAUGUAUAUUUAAACUUACCGCUGGCUCAACCUACAUAUAACUCAGUCAUCAACUGGCAGAUAACUGAGUUAUGUGUUGUUUGUGUGAUACCAUAUUUGUAAACUAUUAAUGAAUCAAAACGCAUGCAUCGACUAGGAUGUAUACUAAACACAUAAUCAAACUAUUAACAUAUUGCAAUACUAUAAUGUAAUUAUCGUACCUCAUCUGAGUUGUUGGAAUCAUGUCACUUCAUUAAUAAACACCUGACCACUCCUGGCUGACCAGUAAUGCACCUAUCAAUGUUAACCCCCAGAGGGGGGGGGGCAUAUGUGGGGUAUCUGAUCAUCAAUUGCAUCCCCACCCUGGGGAUUUUGAUUAGCAUUUUGGCCCUGAGUUGGGGCAAUUUGAACCAAAUGACUGUUAUUAAUAUAGUAUUUAUUGCAAUUUAUUGCAAAAUGGUGGGGCAUUUGACCAAUAUUUAUUGCCCGACGGUGGGGCAUUUGAUUGAAAAUUUGCUCAAAAAAUCAAAUGCCCCCCCUACUCCCCCACCCCCUCUGGGGCUUAACAUUGAUAGGUGCAUAAUGCACCCAUGAGCUAUACACAGAGGGACUGGAGGGGUUAUAUUUGGGGGGAAUUAUAUUUGCAAUGGUGGAAUAUAGUUGGCGUUUACGGGAGUGGGGGGCUUAUAUUCAGGGGGCUUCAGAUGACCCCCCCACACACACACACCCAGUAUCUUGAACAUCACGAAUAAUGGCCUUACCAAUUUGUUCGCAGCUCUGUUCACCCCGGGCGUUCUGUGAGCGCGUUCGCGAUCAGAUCAAAACAUUGUAGUAUACAACGACGUGUCGACAUAUAAACACUCCUUUAGUUUAAUCUAUAUUUCUUUUUACAAAUUUUAUCUCUUACACUGUUUAUAAAUAGACAAAACACUGAUCAACAACGACGUCCCUGCGCCCACGGUCUAUAUCUCUUGUACGCUACUUCAUGUCACUACGCAUAUAAAUCAUGCAUAUUACAUUACCGUAUUUACUCGUUUAAGCGCCGCGGCGCUCUUUAAAUUUUUAGAGCUUCAGAUGCGGCGCUCAUUGGCGGCGCUCAAUCGGGGGUGGCGCUCUUUAAAAAAUAUUUUAUUUGUGAAUUAUGACAAGAACUUUUAACUAUAAAAUAGACAAGUUUUAAAAGGUUUUUGUCACUAAAUGUCCCAAUUUUGACGCGGAAAGUUUUCACACUGUUUAGUGCGGCGCUCAUUCGGGGGCGGCGCUCUCUUAAAAAAAUUGAUCUCAAAUGCGGCGCUCAUUCGGGGGUGGCGCUCAAUCGGGGGCGGCGCUCAAUCGAGUAAAUACGGUACUCUCUCUGCAUUACUCUUAGCCUGCGUUCCCUUGGGCCUGCACGCAGGCUACAUUACUCUCUCCUUUAGCGGAGAGCGUCCUCGAUCUCAACAUCCAUUAAGCUGUUCAUUAAAUCAUAGUCUUGAUAUCUUUCAAACUGUCUGCCAUUACGUGCUGAGCAACGUAAAGGAGCCCAGAGCCGGUUCUACAAGUGUACCUGCAGGGAUUUCUUGAAGUACAGUAUCCCUGGCUCGUACGUAGUCGUAUCCGGUAAUCCGGCUGUUUUUCUUCGGGUCUUUCAAUGCAAUUACCUCUUGAUUAUUUCUUGUCCAACUUAAGACGGUUUCGCCCGUUUCGGUAUACCACGUUUCCUUUUCCAGUCCCAGAUUCAAGUUUAAUAUGAGAAUUCUGAACUAUUCAAGUUACCCAGGCGAGUGAGGCGACCUAGAUUCGCUAGAACCACGUAAAGCUCCAGCCCACUGAAAAUUGGUGGCUCAAUCCCUAUAAUUGGGACUGCUUGGUUAUUUAACCAUACCCGAUCGCCCUCCUUUAACUCAGUACUUUUGUCUGUUUUGUGUUGCCGAUCGUAAUUCUUCUGCUUCUGUUGGGCAAGACUUAUACGGCGAGAAAUUAUGUUAUGCACAUGUUUCAGCGUGUCCUGUAACUCAUCACUAUAGUCAGUGCUGUAGAACUAAAUUUACCAGCGGGGAAGCUCUCUUGACGAGCGUGAAGCCGUGAAAUAUUAAUCGUAAAAAAAAUGUGAAGUCAUACGAUGACCAGGGGUGAGCCUGAUACGAUGACCAGGGGUGACCAGCGGUAAACCUAUAGCCCUUACCGCGGCGGCAUUUUUUGAUUGGGGGGAGGGGGGAGUAGCGAACGCCAAAGGCGUAAGCCUUCUGGGACCGGGGGACUGGGGAUGCGGCAAAUUUUGAAAUCUGAGACUUCACAGAGGCCCGGAAAUGCAAUAAAACCUGCUAAUUUCUCUUAAAAAAUUCUUGAACGACUCUUAAGCCUGCCGCACACGAGAGCAACCUGCUGAGCUAACCGCCUCGAGUGGCGGCUAGCUCAGCUAUGUAUUUUCACCGCACACGUUGGGAAAACUACUCAACAACAACAUAUUAAUUGACAAAAUCAUUUGCAUUUUUCUCCAUUUUGUUCCAACUGACCAGGGCCGUAGCGAGGGGGUAUUGGGGGGGGGGGUUAACCCCCCCCCCCAACUUUUGUAGAAUUGACAUAUUCGGAAAAUCGGGUUGGCCAUUCGGAAAAUUACGGCAAUAAUAGUAUAACAAUACUUUAGUUGUUUAAACAGAGAAAAUAUUAUAAAUUGGUAUUAAUUGUCAGUAUAAACCAAUGGUAUAAACUGAUUUACGAAAUCACGGCAUUUACAUGGAUAACGUAAAACGAAUCGUAAAUCAGUAAAUGUUUUUCGGUUUAUUACUUCUCAGGGCCGUAUAAGUCGGGGGGAUGGGGGACUGGGGGCAACAGCCCUUACAAUAAUUUGCUGAUAAUCAUUCUUUUUUUAAAAGCAUGCACAACUUUAUCAUUUAAAUAAUAUACCUUUAAAAUACUGACAAUAGACUAGAGGUGUGCAUCGGAUCGGAUUGGACGUUUAUAAUCCGACGAUUGCCUAAUGUUUAACUGAAUCCGAUCCGAAAUUGUCUAAUCCGAAUCCGAUUCGUGUUUUGAAAAAGAAUUCCGAUCCGAUCUGAAGAAUUCUUUAAUAAAAUAAAUUUCUCAUUCAAGUUGAAAUAUUUAAGCAAAUAAAUAUAAAAGCAAGAAAUACAUAUCAAGAAGGUUACAAAGUGACGUUCAAUCGAACUUGAUCAAACGAAUAAUGCAGCGACAACCGCGAUGAUACUUUGAUAAAUGCAUGGAUAAUUAAUUCUUGCGAAAAUGCUGGAUAUUUUUAUUUAAAAUUCAUUUUAUUUCGGAUAUCGAAGUCCGACCGAUCCGACUACGAAACAACUUUAUAUCAAUCCGAUCCGAAAUGAAUAUUUUGGUUCCGAAGUCCGAACGAAUCCGAUCGGAUCGGUUUCGGAUCGGAUUUGCACACCUCUACAAUAGACCUUUCCCUUUCUGAGUGAAAUUUUGAUCUAGACAAGUCUGGACAAAAAUUUCAUCACAUGCAGCUUGAAAGAGAAUCACAAAAUUAGUAAUAUUCCGAAGUUUCGUUUCGAUAUGUUGUAAAAUGCGGAUAAUAUAGCCUUGCGUAGUUUGCCGUUUUUCAGUCAUUUAUUUUGCAUUACAAACGGGAAAUUGAUAAUCAGAUGAUCAAUUCCAUUUGUAAUGCAAAUUGACUGAAAAACGGCAAACUUUGUAAGGCUAUACCGGGUGGCCCAAAAAAAAGUACUCCGGUUUGAUUCGAAAUAACUUCUAAACAAGUAAAGCUUUUAAAGAGAAAUAACUUGCAUCAAAUAGAGGAAGGACUAACUUAGAUUUUGAUAUAUUACAGUUGUAUUUCACUUAAAAAUUCACGGAGAUAUUAAUGUUUAAAAUCGGGAGCAUAUUUCUUGAUGUGUCUGCAAUAUGCCAAAAACAGCGUAUCAAAUAUUAAUCAAGAUUUACCCGACUGAAACAUGCACUAUUACCUGUAAAUAAAUGACACUUGACAAAUUGUUUAUUAUGAAACAAAGUAUUAUUAUCUACAAAAUACAAGCAAGAUUUAUGCGUCCGAAAUCCGCGUGUGUUCCUAGCACGAAUACGUUUCCUUAUUUCAUGAGACCACUGCAUCGCGAAGGAUCGUCAUGGAUCGUUCGUAGUUCUGAAUUAGGGCACGCUGUCACAUUGGAAUUGUGAAUUUUCUCACUUCACAUUGAAUGAAUUUUCUAACUUCUGCAACGUUCUGAAAUCUUGUUAAGAACACCCAAACUCUUUUGCCUUUCUUAAUCUUGGCAAGUUCAGAAUAAACUGAGAAUGAAACACAAUCAAACCAUACAACUCCAUAUAUAAGUAAAGACAUAACAAGCAACUCCCCAGAGACAUCCAACAUUUUUGGAACAAAACGUAACAAAAUAGUAUCUUUGAUACUGUGAUGUGUAUUUGCAAAAAGCAAUAAUAUUUCCUCCAUUAAAGAACAAUAUUCAUCCUGCUCUAACCGAGAAAUAAUCAACUUUGUUUUGAACCCAUGAAAAACAUAAAAAAUAGGUUAUUUAAGAAAAAUUGAAGCGCCUGCCUUGCAUGGUCUUUCAUGUACCUUAAGUUUGCAAAGACCUAUUAAAUACUUACAUAAUUUCGAACGUCCAUAUUUCAGGAAACAAUGAGUUAAGACUUACAUGUAUGAUGUCUAAAUCUACGCCAUAUCCCUUACAAACCCUAACGACAAUUCGCUGAAAUACAAGUUACCCUGAUAUGUCAUUAAGCAAACAAACGCUGGAGUUAAAAUUUGAUACGCCGAUGUUCGCUAAUUUUAGACACAUCCCAAAAUAUGCUCCCGAUUUUGAACAUUAAUAUCUCCGUGAAUUUUUAAGUAAAAUGCAACUGUAAUAUAUCAAAAUCUAAGUUAGUCCUUCCUCUAUUUAAUGCAAGUUACUUCUGUUUGAUAGCUUUACUUGUUUAGAAGUUAUUACAAAUCAAACCGGAGUACUUUUUUUUGGGCCACCCGGUAUUAUCCGCAUUUUACAACAUUUCGCAACGAAACUUCGAAAAGUUACUAAUUUUGUGAUGCUCUUUCAAGCUGUGAUGAAAUUUUUCUCCAGGCUUAUCUAGAUCAAAAUUUUACUCAUAAGGGGAAAUUUAAUUUUAAGCGGCUACAUUAUCCAUGACAAACCGCAAAGAAUCAUAUUACCCAUACUCUUCCCUGCAAUAUAUAGUUAAUUAAAUACGCCUUCGCCCAUUUAGUUCUACUAAAUUGUAAGCAAAUUGUAAAUUUCGACAUACUAAAACUCUAUUAACAACUUGAACCGACUUGACAUGCACGUAGCUCAGUUGGCAGAGCAUUGAAAUAGUAUCCCAAAGGUCGCGGGUUUGACUCCCACCGUGGACAAGCAAACUUUUCAGCUUGCCCGCUGUGGAUGCAUACUCAGAGUAACAUCACAUAUAUAUACUAAAACUCUGUUUUCUGACCAUCAGAAUUGUGUCAAAACUUCCCCCAAAGUCCAGGAAAUGGCAUUUCAGAGGGUCAAAAUUAAAAAAUUUUCUCGGGCCUUCGGCCCUCGUUCCCAGCCCCAAUAAAAAAGAGCUUCCUACGGCGCUACAUGCUUCUGUAAUACGUCUUUGCGUAAACUAUGUGUAUUUUUGUUUGUAAAUUGCAUCUUCAUUUUCUGGAUAGCAAACACCUUCGUGGCUUCGUAUGCCAUGAAAUAUUCGGAAUUUUUUUUCGUCAUUCAGAACACCCCAACUAUACAUGCUAGCUACGGCCCUGUCCAACUCACAUGAAGAAACUAUGGUUUUUCAUUGGCUAAUUGAUUCAAGCAACCCAGCACUAAGCUCACAGCACUAUUCGCAGACGCUGAGAUAUUUUCCUCGCGAGGUGAAAAAUAUCAAACACGAUAGAUAUUUUUCUCAGCGCUGUAAAUACUCGUUAUUGUAGACCUUUCACCUUAUGAGUGAAAUUUUGAUCUAGAUAUGCCUGGACAAAAAUUUCAUCACAGCUUGAAAGAGCAUCACAAAAUUAGUAAUAUUCCGAAGUUUUGUUGCGAAAUGCUGUAAAAUGCGGAUAAUAUAGCCUUGCGAAGUUUGCCAUUUUUCAGUCAUUUUGCAUUACAAACGGGAAAUUGAUAAUCAGAUAAUCAAACUGAUUAUCUGAUAUCUAAUCUCCCAUCAGUUUGUAAUACAAAAUGACUGAAAAACGGCAAACUUCGCAUGGCUAUAUUAUCCGCAUUUUACAACAUUUCGCAACGAAACUUUGGAAUGUUACUAAUUUUGUGAUGCCCUUUCAAGCUGUGAUGAAAUUUUUGUCCAGACUUGUCUAGAUCAAAAGUUCACUCAAAAGGGGAAAGGUCUAUUGUAACGCGUUACUGUGUACUCGUUACAUUUGAAGUCAACUUUCAACUUUUUUUUCCAACUUUUCAACUUUUAAUAAUAACAAUUAUAAAUUACAUAUAUUUACAGCUUGCCCUGCAAAUAACUAUAGAGUUAAUCGAGGCAGGGCAAGUAGGUAGUAUUUUAAAUAUAAGAUAUAAAGUAUCUACAAUAGUUAUACACAUAUGUGAUAUGUAAUAUAAAGUAAUAAAGAGCAUACUACAGCAGACUGAGCUUAGAUCAGGAUUGUCACAACUGUUUUGACUUAACAAUAAUGGGAUUAUUUCUAUAUUGUACAAUAUUUAGUGUACAUUACUGAAAGUAAGAAUAGCGUACUGUAAGUUACCCAUGCAACAGUAGAAAAUAUGAAAUUCUUAAUAUCUAUAGUUUUUAAUUUUUUCAAUUAUCAUGGGGAUUUGAAUGUAGUCAUCUUCUUUUUCCAAUAUUUUAAAUAGAAUUUGUUGAAUGGUCCUUUUAAAUAAAUUCUUAGAUAGGUCACUUACAUGGCAUGGUAUCUCAUUCCAUAGUUUUACUCCAAGCCGUCAAACAGAAUACUUUUGUGUGUUUAGUCUAGAACUUUUUACAUAAAACUUUUCUGAAGUAUAUGAUCCUGUACUGUGUAAGUGAAUAGUGGACGAUUUCUCGAAUAAGUUUAAUAUAUUUUGAGGUGCUUUUCCAUUAUUUAAAUCGUGCAAUAAACUCGGUAUAGUUUCAUAAUAGAGAAAGGUCACCGGUAAAAUAUGAGCAUCAAGAAAUAGGGGGACUGCGUGAUCACAUUUAUCCGCAAAAAAAAGUAACGAAAAACGUAAUUAAUUACAAAAGCAAGGAACGUGCUCCUUUUUCAAGGGGCAAAUUGAAAAUUCCUUUUCUUAUUUUGUUAAAAAUAAGAAAUAAAAAAUACAACGUUGCGACAAAAAUACAGAAAAAUGGCUGAAAUAAUUUUCAACGAGAUCACAUGACGUGAUAGCCUACAUGAAGUACUGUUUAUUGCGAAAGUGGAACCACAAUUUAUUCCGAGGCUCAGAGCACCAAAUAUUGGCAAAUAAAGUUUUAAGUUUACAUGCUUCGAUUUGCAUGUCAAAUGUUUUAAUAUAUUGAAAUAUCAUCUUGAUAAAUUCUUGCAAAUUUCAUAGUUUAUACCGUUUUUAUUUACAACUACUGUUCAAGAUAUUGUCUUAUAAUAUAUAUAGUAACAAUUUGCCGGUAAAGGAAUUUGUAAUUAAUUCCUUUUUUCCGCAGUAAUUUUUUCAUUGAACUUAAUUACAUUUUAGAACAAGUAAUUGUAAUCAGGAAUUUAUUACGUUUUAAAGCAAGUAAUUGUAAUUGGAAUUAAUUCCUUUUUCAGUGAUAAUUUUGCAGCCCUGAUUUUCCUCAAGGCAUCGAGAGGUCAAAUCCUCACGAAAACUAUCCGCACACCAGCCUAGACCUAGGCCUUCUAUUUUUAUUUAUAUUUUUUUAAUAUUCCGCGCUUUUUCACAUGAAAAAGACUGGGACUCGGUGAUUUGGGGACGGGGCGGAGGAAGGACACAAGUCUGACGCAAGCGAAAAAAUAGAAGGCCUAGUGGAUUUCCCAACAACAGGGCCAAAACUGCCCUGAAGCUGCCCUGAUUGCGAAAUGCCCAAUUGCUGCGUUCUCAAAAGAAUUAUUUGCAACUUAACAGCGAAUUUAAACCGAUACAGGUAAAGUAAACUCAUUUAUAGUAUAAACUUACUAUUUUUAUUUGUAUACACGUCUAGAAAAUCGGGGUUUUUAUCAUAAAGUUUGAAGCAACACUAUUUAUAUAUGUUGACAAGGUGCAGCGAAACGGCACAAAAUAAUAAUUCUUUUAUUCGCAAGACAAUCUACUGUUUUGCUUUGAAUAACUAUAUUUGCGAAUUGGGAAUGAGGAUUUUGAAAUUAUUGUUCAAAUAUUACGGAUAUACCAUUUGUUAACAAUGUACAUUUUGAUAUACAGUACUGUACGGGCUAAUAAUAUAUGUAUCCGUUUUAUUUUGUAUAUUUUACAAACACAAGACUGCUUCUUGCCAAAAUUGAGAAAAUAUAUAUUAAUAUAGUUGUGUAUAAGACAAAAUUUCAUGAAAGAUUCUACUUUUGGUAUAUAUUUUGACUCAUUUUGUGCUUUCGCUACACCUUGUCAACAUAUUAAAUAAUAGUGUUGCUUCGAACUUUAUGAUAAAAACCCCGAUUUUCUAGACGUGUAUACAAAUAAAAAUAGUAAGUUUAUACUAUAAAUGAGUUUAUUUUACCUGUAUCUGUUUAAAUGGGCUAUUCCAUUUAAUAUCCGUACCCCCCACUGUCGAGGAUACAUGUUUUUCAUAGUUAUACCCCUAAAGAAUUCCAAGCUCGAAAUGCUUUACCCCUGAAGAAUCCAAGCUCAAAACACUCUACCCCUGAAGAAUUCCAAACUCAAAACACUUCACCCCUGAAGAAUUCCAAACUCUGAAAAAUUUCCAUCUCAAACCUCUUUACCCCUGAAGAAUUCCAACCUCAAAACCUUUACCCCUGAAGAAUUCCAAACUCAAAACACUUUACCCCUGAAGAAUUCCAAACUCUGAAAAAUUUCAAUCUCAAACCUCUUUACCCCUGAAGAAUUCCAAGCUCGAAUCCUUUACCCCUGAAGAAUUCCAAACUCAAAAUCCUUUACCCCUGAAGAAUUCCAAACUCAAAACACUUUACGCCUGAAGAAUUCCAAACUCAAAACACUCUACCCCUGAAGAAUUCCAAGCUCAAAAUCCUUUACCUCUGAAGAAUUCCAAGCUCAAAAUCCUUUACCCCUGAAGAAUUCCAAGCUCAAAAUCCUUUACCCCUGAAGAAUUCCAAGCUCAAAUCCUUUACCCCUGAAGAAUUCCAAGCUCAAAUCACUUUACCCCUGAAGAAUUCCAAACUCAAAACACUUUACCCCUGAAGAAUUCCAAACUCAAAACACUUUACCCCUGAAGAAUUCCAAGCUCAAAAUCCUUUACCCCUGAAGAAUUCCAAGCUCAAAAUCCUUUACCCCUGAAGAAUUCCAAGCUCAAAAUCCUUUACCCCUGAAGAAUUCCAAGCUCAAAUCACUCUACCCCUGACGAAUUCCAGGUAUCCUCGACAGGGGGGGUACGGAUAUUAAAUGGAAUAGCCCAUUGCCCAAGUACAAGUUGAUUGAAUUUUGGUGACAUUUUGAUGAAAAUUGAAUAAAAAAUCAGCGAAAGUUUGUCUCGCUUUGCCUGGCAGAGUUGACUGAAUGCGUUAUUGGCCAAUUGUAUAAUUAUGCAUGAUAUAUAAUUUAAUUCGCUGCCGGAGGUAUGCAGUUGUUGCCUGGCUUUUUGCAUUUUGUUUUCUGCAUGUCCAUUUUUUCCUGCAUAAAUUGCAUGUUUUUUUAUUAAAACAGUCUAUAAUUUUGUUCAAAUUGUUUUGGCUAUAGAAAGCCGAGACAAAACAAGAAAAAAACACCACUGAAAGAUCCAAACUAAGGCAGUGUUGCACAGGCCACAGUUUCUACAGUGCAUUAUUACGUUAUAAUGCACGCAUAUUAGCUAAUGAAAUUGCCUGUUAUAUCCCACUUAUAUUAUAAUGAGUUUUAUGUUUAUUUUUGUUCAGAUGUGAUUGGUGUUUGUUCACAUACGUUUGAGCUCUUGGAACAGGUCAGGUCUGGUGAACAGGUCAGUUAAACCAAACAUAGGGACUUGAAAGAUGUUACUUGCACUUCACAUGAUUGAACUAGAAUGCUGGGUUUGGUGGAUAAUCUACGUGGGCAUAUAUAUAUACAGAAUGUAAGACCUAUUAAUGCUAUAUAUAACGUAGACGCCAUCAUAACUCUAUCAUGUUUCAUACCAAGACAUGCAUGUCAGACUUUCACACAUACUGACUUCAUUACGGCUUGAAAAAGUCAUAUUGUACCAGCAAAAAGUAAGUACGCAGGUAACAUGAGUUCCGCGCACCUGCAUGGUACGUGGCUAAAAAAAGAAUUACCGGACCGUAGUAUUGGCGUCGUUCAUCGCAUUCUGAAAUUCAUUACACACUUUGCACCGUGCGUAAAUCGCGGGUUUUUGUUAAAAGUCGCAGGUUCUGCUGGAACUCUGCUUUCUUCGCACAGAGAAUGUUGACAGGGUUCUUUAAGAUUCAUAGACUCACGAUCUUCAGAUAUUCCGCUCUCCUCCUUUGAGGAAUGUUGACGGAUGUUGUAGAGUAGGAGUAACUUGACGACCACAUCAGCUACAUUAAAUACAUGUUUAAAUAAAUUUCUCUUCUUGGUGUAGAUUUCUAAACGUGAUAUCACAUUAGUGGACCAAACCGCUCAUGUCAACUGUACACUUUGGCGGAAAGAGGUAAGACAUUCCUCCAAUUUUUUACUAAUUGUAUAUUUCUGUUACUUGUAUUUUUCUGCCAAGAGGGUCUACAUUGUAUAGUAAAAAUUCACACUCGAAAUUUCUAUGUACAAAACCCUUCUACAUUUAGUUAUAUCGAGUGUCGAUGGGCAAAACCCUGGUAUUUACAAUACCUAUAAGUCUUACUUUGCAUUUAUGCGUUAUAAUUUUCACCUAUUUUUAUAUCUCUCUAAGGCGGAAGACUUUGAUCAGUAUCGUGGCUCAAAUCCAAUUGUUGCAAUCAAAGGAGUUAAAGUUUCGGCUUAUGGCGGUAAGAGAAUGUUGCAUAUAUUGGACACGCUUGCCCCUGCACAGAAAUUGUGGAUGCGGUUGUCCCCACUUUACCCGUUACUCACAGGGAACGAUUUCUUGUUUCAGGUCGUUCGCUAAGUUUGGUUUAUUCAAGUGUGAUGCAUGUUAACCCAGAAAACCUACAAGAAGCAUUGUUUCUCCGUAGAUGGUACGUUAUUUUAAGAUGA